CCCUGGAUGGUUCCUAUCGAUUUGGAGGGAUCAACUUGAGACGCCGUCGUCUCUGAUUUGGGGUUUGGGCGGAAGUCACUUUGUAUCCAGGUAGGUACCAGAGAGCGAGUCCCCGCGUCCAGGCUGCGUCCAGUCGUGCAUAUAAACGCCCGGCAUUCCCUCGUUUCCCCCGCCAUCGCCAUUUGCCGCCGCUGUGUCGAAUACGAUUGCCGACUAACUUCUGACGCUGACGUUUAAAUAACGCCCCUGAUAAACAUUGCGAAAGCGACUCAUGACCACAGUCUCGAGAAGCUUUACUUUGCUUAUCUUGUUUUCCAUUCCUGGGGACCUACGCUUAUUUCGCUAUCCAUUGCACUCAUCAAAGACUUACUUACACCGUCCUCAUCUUAAACUCUCUGUCAACCAAAAACUUAUCGGCCCACUCAAACAAGAUAAUCGAUAAUCGAUAAUCUGCCAACGAAGCCGCCAGUUUCAUUACCUCCUGUUAGAUCUCAACCUUUUUCCACUAAAAUGUCUAGUCUACGUGGUAAUCAUCAACUCAAUCACUAACCUGCUUGAACUUACUUACCUGAGACUCAACACUUUCUGCCUUGCCGGCUUACACGCGCACCAUUACUUCCCGAGCCUCAUCUCACCCGCGUAUUGUACAACCUCCAUCCAACAGGGGAUUUUGACGGGUGGCCAUCUCAAUAACAAGGGGUCUUACACACAGCCCCUGGUAACCCGCCGCCCCUCUCACUGCACUGCAACCAACCGCUUCCACAUCUAGGUAGUUGUUAAAAAGCACAACAACUUGCACAAAGAAACAACUCGACAAAUAAAGCCAGAUAUUAAGCUUUUAUUUAUCCUCGAUAUCCACAACUUGAUUGCAUUGUCUUUGGUCAAACAAAGUAGCUUCUUCUACAAACGUUCAGAGGCGCUGUACCAAACUUGUUCUGACGCCCUUUUAUUCUUGGUGCUGGCUAUUCUCGAAUCACCCCCCGCUGUUUCAUUCGACCGCACCGCCAAGCAUCUACGUUAUCCACAACACUAUCAAGGACGACCGGCUCGGAUUUGCAUUGCAACGGGUCUCUAUUCGUUCGCUGCUGGACAAAAACAAUCUCAUCCCGGCCGCUUCGGCGUGCAAGCCCCACCAUAAUCCUAAUCAUUCCGCUACUAACACCGCGGACCAAAAAAAUAUUUAUUAUGUCGACUGACGACAGCUAUGCCCCAAAGUCUCCGGACCUCUCUUCUUUUUAUUCAAGUGGCCCCACUCAAGAAGAGCUCCAUCAUCCACAGCCUGACAGUCACUUUAGCCCGGGAUACGAAUAUAAAGCAGAGUCCCCAACCUACGCCAGAUCUGCUUCCUUUUCUUCUUAUGUUCCACCAUCCUUAAAUUUUAACAACAACGGCGGUGCAUAUGAUUCUAAGUACCGGCCACAAGUCGACUACCAGCAAGCAUCUUCACAACUAAGAUCUACAAGACCGGAAUAUCAAUCUUACCGGUCGCGACAUUCUUCAAUCCAAGACCCCUACGUCUAUUCUUCGCCAGACAAACGCCCGUCUUCUGGUAACGGAUUCGAGGACACCUUUGCCUCUCCACACACACAGUCACAACACCACACUCCGGCGCGACCUGCGCCGUACGGCCAAGCCUAUCCAGAGCAAACUCCGCUUUCCAGCGCGGCUGCGUACGACAUAUCCUACGCACCACCAGUGGGAACUGGCACAGUAGAACGCGCUUCGACAUUCGGUGCUAUACCCUUUGACACAGAUAUGCCUCCACGCAAAGCCGCGCCGCCUGCGGCGCCCGCUAUCGACCCAUCCCCCGUUCGAACCAAGUUUCCAACUGCCAGGAUUAAACGAAUUAUGCAGGCUGAUGAGGAAGUUGGAAAGGUUGCACAGCAGACCCCGAUCGCUGUGGGCAAGGCUCUUGAACUUUUCAUGAUUCAACUCGUCACAAAAAGCGCCGACGUGGCCAGGGAGAAGGGUUCCAAGAGAGUCACAGCACCAAUGCUCAAACAUGUAGUCGAGGCCGAUGAGCAGUGGGAUUUCCUUCGUGACAUUGUCAGUCGCGUCGAGAACGAGAAGGAGGGUAGUAGAUCAAAGGCCAAGCAGGAGAGUUCAAGUGAUGAGGAGAUUGAAGAGCCCAAGAAGAGAACACGCGGCGGCAGAAGAAAGAAGGCGCAAUGAUCUGCUUUCAAUGCGGAGUAUUAUAUGUUGUCUUUGCAAGGUUUGGGAUGCGUCAUGAGGGAUAAUGAUCAAAUGGCAGGCGUUUAGGGGGACUCGCAUCGAGCCGGAGUUUGGCGCAUUGAAGACAAUUCAUCGCAUGGACUUUUGGCAUACUGGGUAUUUUAAACGCUUGCGCGCACUGGCGCGCUUGCGGACUGGUGCAAUAUCAAUUGCUGGUGCUGCAAAGCAUCUUGGCGAGUACGUUAGCAUAAUUACACGGCAAUUAAAGCAAAGGGACGGCGGCCAAAGCUGUCACCUUGUCACUUACUGGCUACUAAAUUAUGAAUUCCCCGUGUGGUUUGACUCUUGCUUCCUGUCUCU
Fusarium odoratissimum NRRL 54006 is the source of this 2532-nucleotide messenger RNA. RefSeq lists its product as uncharacterized. The transcript is spliced from 2 exons. Gene Ontology annotation, cellular component: nucleus; negative cofactor 2 complex. Gene Ontology annotation, molecular function: protein heterodimerization activity; transcription corepressor activity; transcription coactivator activity. Gene Ontology annotation, biological process: negative regulation of transcription by RNA polymerase II; positive regulation of transcription by RNA polymerase II; transcription by RNA polymerase II. NCBI's taxonomy places the organism in Eukaryota, Fungi, Ascomycota, Sordariomycetes, Hypocreales, Nectriaceae. Bases 1186 to 2172 code for a protein of 328 amino acids. The record is from RefSeq and is a predicted model, not a curated record.